GGGCUUUUGCUCCCUUCCAACUUCGGCGGCACGGCCCCCUCGCUUGCCAGCUCCCCCGGGGGCUGGCAGCCGUGCUGUGGAACCUGGCAAGGCUCGCCCAGGAGGUGUGAUCCAGUUAUGCCCUGGCUGCUCUGCCUGAUGCUCCCCGAGGUUUUGGCCCCAGCAGGGAGCUGUGACAACCCAGGACAUGCCUGUGGCUGGCACAUGCACCCCGGUUCUUCUCCUCGGGGAGCGCAUCCCCUUGUCCACACCAGUGUGGGUGGCCAGCAGAGCCGUGCCAUCCUCAAUCCUCCACCUCUCACUCAGUAUUUGGGUCCCCAGCUCAGCCCGAGGCGCACCCCAGUGCUGGGAGCACUGGCCACGGGCCGGCGGGGGGCAACCAUGAGGGACGUGUUCGGGUCCGGGUACCGGCAGAGCCUCGUCCAUCUUGCCUGGAUGUGCCUGUUCUCCUCCAUGCCGAACGGCGGGGCCAAGGUGCUGGAGAAGACCUUCGAGGAGUGGAUGCGGUACCGUGACGAGUGCUUGAGGAGGAUGGCGAGCGAGCCUUACCCGGCAGGGCUCUUCUGCAACCGGACUUUCGACAUGUAUGCCUGCUGGCCCGACGGGAGCCCCGGCACCGCCGUCAACGUCUCCUGCCCCUUCUACCUGCCCUGGUUUGAGAAAGUGAAACACGGGCUGGUGAGCCGCAGGUGCGGCGCCGACGGGCAGUGGGUGACGGUGAACGGCAGCCAGCCCUGGCGAGACUACUCGCAGUGCGAGGAGGAGAUGGAGUCUGCCGCCGAGGAGGAGGGUGCCCGCCGGCUGAUGGUGAGCUUCAAGGUGCUCUACACCGUGGGCUACUCGCUCUCGCUCCUGACCCUCAUCUCUGCCCUGCUCAUCCUCACUGUCUUUAGGAAGCUCCGCUGCACCAGGAAUUACAUCCACGCCAACCUCUUUGCCUCCUUCGGGCUGCGGGCGACCUCGGUGAUGGUGAAGGACGCGCUGCUGGAGAAGCGCUGGGGCAUGGAGCUGGUGCAGGUGGCCGACUGGGAGGCUCUGCUGAGCCACGAGGCGGCGCUGGGCUGCCGGGCGGCGCAGGUGCUGAUGCAGUACUGCAUCCUGGCCAACCACUACUGGUUCCUGGUGGAAGCCGUCUACCUCUACAAGCUGCUGAUCGGGGCCGUCUUCUCCGAGAAGAAUUACUACAGGCUCUACCUCUACCUGGGCUGGGGGACCCCCGUGGUGUUUGUGGUGCCCUGGAUGGCCGCCAAGUACCUGAAGGAGAACGCGGAGUGCUGGGCGCUGAAUGAGAACAUGGCUUACUGGUGGAUCAUCCGCAUCCCCAUCCUGCUCGCCUCCCUGGAGGGGAGGAAGGGCAGCUCUGGGGACCCAGCACCGUCGCAGCAGCCUCAGCAGCACCAGUGUCGUCUCCUGUGGUCCCCAGGGGUGUGUAUCAAGGCUGUGAGGGGUGGGGGGUGCUGGGCUACGUGCGCCCCUGCCCUGUCUCCCCUCUCCCAGAUCAACCUGCUGAUCUUCAUGCGGAUCCUCAAGGUGAUCCUGGCCAAACUCCGGGCUAACCAGAAGGGCUACGCAGACUACAAGUUGCGGCUGGCCAAAGCCACGCUCACCCUCAUCCCCCUCUUCGGGAUCCACGAGGUCGUCUUCAUCUUCGCCACCGACGAGCAAACCACGGGCAUCCUGCGCUACGUCAAAGUGUUCUUCACCCUCUUCCUCAACUCCUUCCAGGGCUUUUUGGUGGCCGUGUUGUACUGCUUCGCCAAUAAGGAGGUGAAGUCAGAGAUGAAGAAAAAGUGGCAGCUCUGGAAGCUCGACCACCCGGCGCUCUGCUGCGCCCAGUGAUGCGGCGACCGGCCCCGCGGAGCCGGGGGCCAGGGGCUGCUGGCCACAGCGGGGGGGGGGGGGUGGGGCCCGUGGGGAAGCCGUGCUGCGGCAGCACCCACCCCAAACAGCCGGGCUGGGACCAGAGACCCAGCUCUGCCGCACCCGAGAGCGCUGGAGGUGCUGGAGGGGACGUUCCCCCCCCCAGCCAUGGUCCGAGGGGGAGGCAGGCACCCUCGGCCCUUCCCAGACAUCGCUGCCCGGGGAGGUGCGCCUGCCGCUUUCUGCCGCUGCCUGAACACCAGCAGCCACCUCUGUUGGCACCCACCAGGCAGGGCGUGCUCGGGGGAAGCCCCGUCCCCAGCCGCGCCAGCCCGGCCCCCCGUAAAAGGGGAUGCGGGCGGCUGGAGAGGGAGCCUGGCCAGCAGCGGGGAACGGGAGACCCCAGAUGAACAAAGAGCUCCCGCUGCACCCCGGGCCACGCCGGCACUGCUCUGCCCAGGGUGUCACCUCCCUACUCUCCUCGCCCCAAGCAAGAACCAUCUCACCAGCACCCCGAGAGCUCCCCGACAGCCGGCCCAGAGCCAGCCCGCAAAGCUCCUCCUCGUAGCGAGGGGCUGCUUCCGCGCCUUCUCACCAGCCUCACGGCUGACGUGGAACGUGGCACCAGGCACACAAACCGCCGGGUUCCUGAGCUCCUCCUGCAGCAGAGCCCCCCCCCCCGAGCCCCCGAGCCCCCCCUUUGCAGCCAGCAGAGCCAAGGCACCCGCCACGCAUGUAGUUUCCCGCGGCUCUUGAGCGCUUUGACCGUUGUGUUUACCCUCCACGUUAAGGGCAGCCCUGCUUCUCCUUUUGGGGGGAAUCACAAGGGUGAGCAAAGGGCUCGAGUACCUCAGCUCGCUGGGAGCUGAGCCCGAGCUCCCACAUCCCUGGCCCAGCACCCAGCCCAGCCGCCUCUCCCUUCACAGCGGGGAGAGCUGCUAAGCCCCGGGCAGGACCCACGCUCAGCUCAGGAGCUGUUUUGCCGGCAAAAAGCUGAGCGUUUCUGGGCCCAGCUGUGCCACAGCUGGCGCUCAAGACGUUUGCUUGGCAGGAGGGUGCCAAGGCAGGGGCUGCCUACCCCCGUCAAGCCCUGGGAAGCCCGGGAGCACCCACACCCCUGCCUUUGCGAGCGAAGCAGCUGAGGCUGUGCGGCUGGAGCAGCGCUGUUCACACGCAGCUGCACACAUCUGGCUCACGGCUCCCUCCCCGGGACGGGCCCUCGCUCUUACCCCCAGUAGCAGGACAGACCGUGCUGCUUCGCCUUGCAGAAAAAGGCCACCCCAGCGGGGGAGGAAGCAGCUCUCUCUCCCCCUCCAGCCCCCUUCGCUUCCAGGCUCGGGGGGAUCCUCCUGCGGCCGCAGCAUCUCAAGGAGGGCUGCCUUGAGCACGGGAAGGAAAGAGGCCACGCCAGGCUCAGCUGGGUUCAAGGCUGGAGGGUCACGCAGGAGUUUUCCCGGAUCGACGUAACCCCUGCGAGACCAUUUUGCGCAUCAACUCCCUUUUCAGAUGUAAAUAAACAUUUAUUUUUCAGCA
Molecule: messenger RNA, 3393 nt
Organism: Tyto alba (common barn owl)
Lineage: Eukaryota; Metazoa; Chordata; Aves; Strigiformes; Tytonidae
Product: glucagon receptor-like
Exons: 13
Coding region: 118-1839 (573 amino acids)
Biological process (GO): adenylate cyclase-modulating G protein-coupled receptor signaling pathway; cell surface receptor signaling pathway
Cellular component (GO): plasma membrane
Molecular function (GO): gastric inhibitory peptide receptor activity; glucagon receptor activity; peptide hormone binding
Source: RefSeq, a predicted model, not a curated record